Emiliania huxleyi CCMP1516 is the source of this 405-nucleotide messenger RNA. RefSeq lists its product as hypothetical. NCBI's taxonomy places the organism in Eukaryota, Haptophyta, Isochrysidales, Noelaerhabdaceae. Gene Ontology annotation, biological process: L-histidine catabolic process. The record is from RefSeq and is a predicted model, not a curated record. Gene Ontology annotation, molecular function: urocanate hydratase activity. The coding region runs from base 1 to 405 and encodes 134 amino acids. The transcript is spliced from 2 exons.
AUGGCGGUGCAGAACGCGCUCGGCGACGCGGCGCGCGGCGCCACGUGGGUGGCGCUGCACAACGGCGGCGGCGUCGGGUGGGGCGAGGUGAUCAACGGCGGCUUCGGGCUCGUGCUCGACGGCACGGCGGACGCGGGGCGGCGCGCCGAGUCGAUGCUGUCGUGGGACGUGUCCAACGGCCUCGCGCGCCGCUCGUGGGCGGGCAACGCCAACGCGCAGCUCACCAUCCGGGAGGAGAUGCAGCGGCAGGACGGAGAUGGGGAGCGGCCGUCCAGCUUCCCCGCCCGGUCCAUCACCGCCGAUUCGGACGAGCGGCUGCUGAGCAUGCUGCUCCGCUGGACGGGUAGCCUCGCGCCGAAGCUCCACGCCUCGCUCUCGGCGGCGUUCACCACCCUCCUCAAGUGA